Diplodia corticola is the source of this 435-nucleotide messenger RNA. RefSeq lists its product as uncharacterized. Bases 1 to 435 code for a protein of 144 amino acids. The transcript is spliced from 3 exons. The record is from RefSeq and is a predicted model, not a curated record. NCBI's taxonomy places the organism in Eukaryota, Fungi, Ascomycota, Dothideomycetes, Botryosphaeriales, Botryosphaeriaceae.
AUGGCGGCCAACACCAGCUACAGCCUGUCUAGCAUUUCCGCUCUCACCGACAGCGACAAGAAGCGCCUGAUUGCCGCCCUUCUCUGCCACAAAGAUCGCAACAACGUCGACUGGGAUGCUGCGACAGCUCUCGUUGGCGCCAAGACUAAGCACUCCUUCAAAGUCACGUAUUACGCUGCGAUGAAGAAACUGGCUAACGGCGCUGCCGAUGGUGGCGGCAGCACCAGCGAGACCACCACGCCGAAGCGCAAGCGUACUGCUGACGCUGAGGAUAAGCCGACUCCGAAGAGGAGUGGAAGGGCCAGCAAGGCUAUCAAGACCGAGGCGGAAGAGCCUGAGCCGCGGCUUGGACCGGUCGUCAAAGCUGAGGAUGCUGCUCCUGAAGAGGAACCGGAGCUUGACCCCGGAUCCUUCUUCGCCACUGAGGAGAUCUAG